UCUUCACUCCUCACUAAAACCAACCCAACUUUCUCUCUCCACUCUACCCAUCUCUCUCUCUCCACUCUACCCAUCUUUCUCUCUCUAGACCAUCGGCGGGCUCGUUCUGCAAGAACUGGCUAACUCAGAGGAAAUUCUGGAGGAGUCCAACAAUCAGAGGGUGGUACUCGCCCUGUAUGAAGCCUUAAGCGCACGUGACGUAGACACGGUGCACAAGCUUCUCGCAAGUGACCUCGAGUGGUGGUUCCAUGGCCCUCCGUCACACCAGUUUAUGAUGCGCCUUCUCACCGGCACUGCCUCGACGCACGAUUCUUUCAACUUCGAGCCCCAGUCCGUCGCCACUUUCGGAUCAACGGUCCUCGUCGAGGGCUGCGAUCACGACCGUCUGAUCUCCUGGGUCCACGCCUGGACCGUCACUAAUGGGAUAAUCACCCAGGUGAGGGAGUACUUCAACACGUCCCUUACCGUCACCCGGUUCGGGAACACAGACCAAUCGACAACGUCUGAUUUCUCAUCAUCCUCCUCGUCCUCAUCAUCAUCGUCGAUCAGAGCUCUCCACUGUCCUUCCGUUUGGGAGAGCAGCCUCUCGAAUCGGGUCGGAAAAUCUGUGCCGGGUCUUGUCCUGGCAAUAUAAAUUAAUAAUUAUAAUCUGGGGUGUGAUCAGGUGCAGCCGGGAGUAGUUUAAUAACGUGGUACUUGAAUAUAAAGUACAACCCGGUGCAGCGUAGUCUGAUUGCAUAUGGGCUGAAGUACUGUAGUGUGAGUGAUGCUUGUGUGUGACGGUGGAUGUAAGAUAAAAGGGUGUGUUUGGAUUGUUGUUUGGGCUCUGCUGUUUUCUCAACUGUGUGUGGGUAUUACAAGGGGGGUGUUUGGUUUUAGCGUUUUGUGCCUCAAGUUUGAGGGAAACCAUGAUGGGGAGACCCAAUUGGUUAUUUCCGGAUGUGUGUGUUUCCUGGUGUGUUUCUUGUCUAAUAAAAAAGUUGUCAUUUGAUUGGCUUAUAA
This is a messenger RNA of Cornus florida, 1002 nucleotides long. RefSeq names its product wound-induced protein 1. The record is from RefSeq and is a predicted model, not a curated record. The coding region runs from base 272 to 634 and encodes 120 amino acids. The transcript has a single exon. Lineage: Eukaryota; Viridiplantae; Streptophyta; Magnoliopsida; Cornales; Cornaceae.